AUGAAAAUAACUGGACGCAUUAGUAUUGGGUGUAGAUUCAAUCACAUAUGUAAAAAUGCUGGCCAUUUAUUAUCACAUUAUUAUGAUAUCAGGAUAUUUUGUAACAGUAAUACAUCUAAUACAAGUGAUGGCGCUAAAAUUGAGGCCAAACUAGUGUCUAUCCUGGAUAAUAUCAAGGGUCAAUAUGAUAAUUUAAAUAUAGAUUGCGAUAGGACAAUAGGAAACUUGAGUAUCACUAACCAAAAUUAUCUGCUAGAGGGAAUACAUAAUUUUGCACUCAACACUGACAAAAGGGUUAUAUAUUUUGGAGGCAAAUCAUUUGAUGUUGUGGAGCUGGUACAAAAAAUAUCAAUUGUACAGCUCCAAAACAUGAGCGAAUUGAUUGAUAAAAAUAAUAAAGACAAGUUAAAUGAGCUCAUGCGAUCUAGUUUUAAAAUAACUAAACUUUUGAGGUACAUUUCUAGUGAUGAAUUGAUGUGCAAUUUGUUAAAACUUAGAUCAAAUUAUUACAAAUUGAGUGACGAUUUGCCAAAAAAAUUGUUCUUAAAGGCGUUAAUGGACCAUAUGACACUGGGUAAAUUUGUUUAUGAUAGGGGCGAUAAUAAAAGCAUUGAUUCAUACAACGAAUUGACAACGCAUAUUAAAUCACAAUUCACUAAAAUAUUUGAUACUAACUUCAUCAAUACUGAUGAUUUAAUUACAAUUGUCAAACUAAAUUCAGAAUUAUGUGACCAUAUAAAAUCAUUCCCAUCCUUUGUUUACAAAAAUUGUAUCAAGAAACUUUGUAAAGUAAAAAAAUUAAGUGAGUAUCAAGUGGAUGAGAUUGUACAAGUAAUUAUCAGCAAGAAAUUUGCUUGUUCCACGCGAUUUAUGUCUCUAUUUAUUGAUAACAUGAGAUAUGACACGCUUACAAAGUUGAGUAUAUGUGAAUUAUCUACUUUUUCUAAUUACCUUUCGAUUACUUAUUCCAAUGUUAAACCUAGUCCAAGAGUAAUUAAGUAUGUUGAUCAAUCACUCAAAUUGAAGCUUCUAAAUGGCGAAACAAAUUAUUUACGGGAGAUAGUCAAUAUUUUGUACUUUUUGGCAAAAAACACAUAUACUGAAUCUGAAUCAUUCCCCUUAGCAAUGAGUGAGUGGAUCAAACAAGAUUUCCUAACAUCUCCAGCAUUUGACGCAUUUUUGGAUAAGUUGAUAUGGAUAUCAUUAAAGUUUCAAUAUGGAAAUCAUGAAGUUAUCGCAAAAAUAUGUGAAAUAUCACGAUCUAAUGCUUCAAAUUAUACCAUUAUUGACGUUGUCAAGUAUUUAUACUCCCUCUCCAAGUACAUGACUAAGUCACUCAAACAUCAAAAUUAUGCCACUUGUAACAAUAAUUUAAUGAAUGAUAAUAAAAAUGAUGGUACCAAUAAUCAAUUGUUGGGUUCAAUACAGGGUUACAUAAUGGAAUUGAAAGUUAUUGCAUGGAACAGAUUGAAUGAAAUGGAAGAUAUUCAAUGUUUGUCAAAUUACUUAUUUGCUGUGACAUCCACACUAAAUGACUUUAAGAUUGAAGAUUAUAGGACAAUAGGUGAUAGGAUAUUGCAUUUAAUUAAUUUAAAACAUGAAUCCGUUAAGGGUGAAGCCAUUACCCAAAUCCUCUGGUCUUUUCAAAAAAACAAUAUCCUACACCAACAAUUGAUAGUUACAUUAUCUAAAAACUUUGCAAGAUUGCUAAAUGACAUGAAUUCUGGUCAGAUAAGCUUAUGUGCACAAACACUAUCUACUUAUUCACUUUUGGAUGAGGGUUUAACACUACCAUUGCUUGAGCAUUCAAAAAAAAGGCUGUUGGCGCUUAACAAGAAAGGUAGGACCUCUAUUGCCGAAUUUACCAAAUUAUUAUCAACAAUUUGGGCAUGUGUAACUGCUGGUUGUAUAGACAAAUUUCCACAGAGUCGAGGAUUGAUAAGGGAUAUUUUCCAAAAUUAUCACUGGCAGGAUUUCAUUAGGAACUCUACCAUAUCCACAAAGAGACAAUUGGUACAUGUAGUAAUUGAUGCGGAUAUUGGCAUAACUAAUGACAAUGAAAAGGUCUCUAAUUCCAUAGAUAAAAGAGUACUAGAUGAUGCAACUAACUCUUGCCACAACCUAGACGAUAUGGCAAUGGCAUCAAUAUCACAAUAUAAAGUGCGACGAGUGUUAAGUGGAUUGAAUGUUAGCUUUUUGGCUGAAUCAAUAAUCACAACGGGGGUGGUUGCGGACUUUGAGCUCAAGGAUAGGAAGAUUACUUUGGAGAUUGAUGGCCCUUGUCACUACAAUUUGAUCUGCGAGGGAGAGGCAUUAGACACUGACAUAUGCUAUGGCAAAACUAUGUAUAGAUAUAAUGGGAAAACGAUUUGCAGGAAUAGAUUAUUUGAGAAGCUAGGUUAUAAAGUGAUUUCAAUUCCAUGGUUCAUUUGCCAUAGACAGGGAUUGGGGGAUUAUAUAAAACGCAAACUAGACAAUAUUGACAGCUAA
Molecule: messenger RNA, 2490 nt
Organism: Babesia microti strain RI
Lineage: Eukaryota; Apicomplexa; Aconoidasida; Piroplasmida; Babesiidae
Product: conserved Plasmodium protein, unknown function
Exons: 6
Coding region: 1-2490 (829 amino acids)
Source: RefSeq, a predicted model, not a curated record